UGAAGUGGGCCCCACCAACAAUUUUCAUAGGAGUCCUCCUCAAUAUCAAUAAUUAAUAGUUAUAAAACGAAACACUCGAAUCUAGCAAUAGCGACCUCCUCCCUCCUCCGUCUCCUACGCCGCUUAUAUCAUUCCUCCUUUAAGCCCCACCAUCACUGCCACGUAGACCCCCGUAGGCCCUACUCCUAGUUCCCAAUAUCCAUCGUCGGAUUCCCAGAUCCCAAUCCAACGGCUGACCUCUCCAUUCGCAUGCGUAUCUGUGAAAACGACGCGGGAGAGCGGUUCACCGUCCGAUACAACAAGAUCAAAAUCAACGGUUAUCAACUUCUGAUAGGGAAAACGACAGAGUAGCCCAAAACCCGACCACGCCCACCACCGGUGAGAACCGUACGACUACUAGUGCAGACUCUCGCCCCCGGCGCCAGACACGUAGCAGGCCCGAGUGGUGGGGACCGCAGCUUCUAUACGGUUACAAAUUUAGAUCCCCUCGCUUUCUUCGUCUAUUUCGCCGCUCUCUUCUUUCCCGACUCACACUACACAGCUCGAAGGUGAACCAUAUCCAAACCCUAACAAAAAGAUUUCUGCUAUGGCGCCUGCUCUUGGUCUCUUCUCAUCCUCCAAUUCUGGGAACUCAAGAGAGUUAGAGGACGGCCCUGCUGCGGCCGGCGAGGCUAAGCCGAAAGGGAGGCGUGGAGCGAGGCCGCCUGCUCCGAAGAAGCCACCGCAGCGCGGCCUCGGAGUAGCACAGCUGGAGAGGCUUCGUCUUCAAGAGAGGUGGAAGAUGAUGACCGACACGAUGGAACCAACUGUUUCACUCCCCAUCUACGAUCUCCCGGCGAUCUCGCGAUUCGGUGGAACCUGGGUUGAAGCACAUUCUAUGCCGCCAAAGGCUGCGGCAUCGCAGACCCAGGCAUUUCCAGCUCUGGUCUACCUCCCGCGCUGCAGAUCGGGGAUCCAAAUCCCAGGUGGAGGCUACGGGACAUUCCCGGCCAAUCGACCGGCAAUGCAUGAGCAAUACGCGCUUGAUCGGUUUCAGUUCGCAGCCGGGAACCCAGCUUUAGAGCCCCCUUCAAACCAAACCUCGCCGCUGUGCUUCUCUAAUCAGUGCGAGUUCUGCGUCCGUAAGAAGCGGCUCUUUGGCGGGAAUUCAGGACUAAGCAACGAUGGUGAUUUCCUUGAAAUGAAUCUUGCCUCCUCCGUGAUCACAGAUGAGGCAAAUAUUUCGGGCGAGUAUCGGAGCCCGCGGCCCUUUAAAUCCGCAAGAGAAACCGAGCUCAAGGAGUUUGAUUUCUUCCCUCGAAGCCUCGCCUUCUCCGCCGAUGAGGAGUCCGAAUUCGCUGGCGCUUCCUCUGGCGCCGGAGAUGGAUGCUCUCCAAGCUUUAUUGAUCUAUCUCUUACCCUCUAGCUAGCCAGUUAAAAUUAUUAAAUAUAUAUUAAAA
Molecule: messenger RNA, 1439 nt
Organism: Dendrobium catenatum
Lineage: Eukaryota; Viridiplantae; Streptophyta; Magnoliopsida; Asparagales; Orchidaceae
Exons: 3
Coding region: 587-1405 (272 amino acids)
Molecular function (GO): DNA-binding transcription factor activity
Source: RefSeq, a predicted model, not a curated record